AUGGCUCUUGUGAGCUCCAACACCAGUCUCCUCUCCUUGCUGCUUCUGUUCCUGAUGCUGCUCCACCAAGGACUCCAGACUCCAGUGCCGCCUUCAGUUUCAGCCUCAGGCAAAGCCAGCAAGUUGAAUUGCAACAUUAUUGCCGAGGAGAUUCUGAGUUCCAUCGAAGUGAGUAUCUGGGAAUCUGAUCUCACUGAAGACAAUGUCAGAAUGUCACUGCAGCUCUCAUACUCCCCAGCUGUCACUCACCCCCAGUUCUUACCUCUCAAGCUCUCACCUCCCCACCCCACCCCCAGCUCUCACCUCCCCAGCUUCUACACAGAGGAUUCUUUGCCUUCUCAGAACGACACCUUGCGGAGAGCAAACCUGUGCGAAUUCCUGAGAAUGGGAAAUGUAUCAAAAAUAGACAAACUCAAGACCAAACUUGAGAUACUUGGGCGUUGCCUACCCAAGGUUGAGAGCACCUCUGAGAUGACGGACAUCUUCCUUACAAACGAUGAGAAGGACUUUAAUAAGAAACUGAGGUACUUUGUGAGCCAACUGUACGAUCUGCUGCCAACACCGAUCCCUACAACACCUGAUCCGACCUCUGACCCGGUCACGUCUUGCUCUGUGACCAUGGAAUAA
Messenger RNA from Alexandromys fortis (reed vole), 627 nucleotides. RefSeq names its product interleukin-3-like. The record is from RefSeq and is a predicted model, not a curated record. Gene Ontology annotation, cellular component: extracellular region. The coding region runs from base 1 to 627 and encodes 208 amino acids. The transcript is spliced from 5 exons. NCBI's taxonomy places the organism in Eukaryota, Metazoa, Chordata, Mammalia, Rodentia, Cricetidae. Gene Ontology annotation, biological process: immune response. Gene Ontology annotation, molecular function: growth factor activity; interleukin-3 receptor binding.